AUGCCCCCUAUCGAUCUUGACGAAAACGAUGUUGUCGAUUUGACGCUGGAUGAGUUCCAGAAUGAAGAUAAUGUUAUUGACCUCACACUAGAGAAUUUCGAGAACCCGGACAUCGACUGGCUCUCGAAUCACAAUGACGACUUUGACGGUAUGUUUGGCGACGCCUUUGCUCCGAGGGAGCCUCACACAACCGCCACCACCACUCAUGAUACACCUAAAAUGUGGACCAAGUUUGGUGAGAUGGAGGAGGAGGAGGAAGAGGAAGAGGAAGAGGAAGAUGGCAUGAGUGUCAUGGAGCGGGUUGACCUGUCACCUAGCCCACCCACCCAGAGUCCUCCUAACUGCGGCUCAAGUCCCGAAACCCUUUUUGAGGACAUUUAUCCUGAAAUGCCUAAACUUCCUGAAUCCUGUGUCAUGAUAGCUGCAGAUCCGGAUCUCGAAGUUGGUGAUGCAGAUGAGGGUGCUUCAGCUGAGGUGGUGGAACAAGAAGAUAUUACAAUGGAAGAGACGCCGGACGUCCCUCUCAGCGAUAAUAUGAGCGUUGAGCUCCCCGAAAGUCUGCUCUUGGUACCGAGGUCAUAUUACGAACCAUUCGAACCGGGUGUCCCAAUCCUUAAGGAACGCGAGGCUGUCGCUCGACUGCUUGAGGUGGCCGAAGAGGCCGGUCAGGGUAUUGACUUUGACGACUUUGUUGAGUUCCAACUUAAUGAUUUCGCAGUCUACUCCGACCGUCAAAGAUACGGCCAGGAGAUGUGCUCUCUCCACCACCUCCAUACAAAACACGGUUUCAAUACUGUGUUCUUUGACGGAAAGUUGAGUGUUGGUAGUACUGUUUUCUACAUUCACAGCGUGGAAAUCAGCGCAUUACCGAUCGAGAACUACGGUACAUUAUCAAAGCACACUGUCAGAGACAAGAUUUGGGUACGGUCAGUUUUAAACUCAGAACGCGAGAUAUACUACCGGUUGAACACCCCUGCCAAGGAAUAUCGUCGUUUCUUUGACCCGUUCCUGUGGGUUGCAGAUCUCGCAAAGCAUUUCGUGGAUUACCUCAAGUUCAAAGGGGAGAAAGACGAUCAAGUUACGAUCUUCCAUUUUAGAUCAAAUUUCAGCAUUUGGCUGGCGAAAAUGCACCGCAAUGCACCAGAUUUCAUCUCGUGGAAAGGGCAGCACAUAAACGAUGAUUUUAGGACGGCGAUUGUGGCCAAUGUUACAUUUUUACACAAGGAAGCAAUCGGUGUUCUUGGGCACAGAAAAACAUACAAGCACGUUAUCUGGGCCGAGGUAUGGGAAUUUACGCGAUACAAACUGUGCCCAAAGACUGUGCCCAGCGAAGACGCAGAUACUGUCGUCACCCAGUACAUUUACGACUGCUUCAGUCAUCAACCCUUCGGCCACCGUCUCAAGGCCAUCCCUCUAAGCGAAACGACUCAGUCUUUACGAAAUGCACUAAUCAAACAACGCCAUCUUGAAUUGCCAGCCCCAGUUCAUGAUAGUGCUAAGACCAUGACAAUGGCUGGACAGAAGCAGAUUCGAGCAAUUCGAGCAGGCGAUACGAUCUCGACCCAACGAGAUGCUGAGGGGUCCGGUACGCAAUGGCGACGUGACGUUGCGCAUGGGUUCGAUGACGUCGACCGAUGGUUCGCCCUGGUACAGCGCGUGCGUGUCAACAAGCGUGGCCAGAGAACGUUCGAUGUGAUUUGGUACUAUCGACCCGUGGAUACGCUAUGCGGUCUGAUGAAGUAUCCUUGGAACAACGAGUUGUUUUUGUCGGAUCAUUGCUCUUGUGAUACAAGAGCGAAAAUCUCCGAGGACGAAGUGUCAGGGGUUCACGAAGUCGAGUUUGGGGGGACUUCGGCGACUAAAGCCGAGUUCUUUUGUCGCCAAACAUACAUAUGCGUAGAGCGAAAUUGGGUGACCCUUGAGAAAGACCAUUUUCGUUGCAUUCAUCUGCGCGAGAGUUCUCCUCAGGCGCUGGGGUUGCGAACUGGCGAAACACGGCUCGUCAUGAUCAACAAGACUAGUGGUCGAUCCGAGCCUUGCGAGUUUCUAACCUUUUAUGAGGAGGAAGGCAACGGCAUAUACAGGUUUCGGAAGUUGUUAAGAAGACACCAGGUUGAUCCGGCAUCCAAAGCUCGACCCAACGAGUUGGUGUACAGCUAUGUCGAGCCGCUUGUCGAGGUAAAAAGUUCGCGUAUUCUCGAGCCAUGUUUUGUUCGUUAUUUCAAAGACGGAGAAACAAUACCAACGCCAUAUGACCGUGACGGUGUGGGGGGGUUUUUCUAUUUCACCCACGAACAAGUUUCCGACAAUGAGACUGGAAUGAAGUCAUGUGUUGCGCUAUCCGAACCUCCCUCGUCUAUACAGCAGGGCUACGACCCAUCGCAGUCUAUUCCACGACUGCGAGGCCUGGACCUCUUUUGCGGUGGUGGUAACUUUGGUCGUGGGUUGGAAGAUGGAGGUGCUAUCGAGAUGCGAUGGGCGAACGACUUUGACGCAAAGGCUAUUCACACUUAUAUGGCAAACACUGCAGGGCCUUCUGAGGUAUCUCCAUUCCUUGGGUCUAUAGACGAUCUCCAACGUCUUGCUAUCGAAGGCGAAUUUUCAGACAGUGUCCCACCGAUUGGAGAUGUGGAUUUUAUCUCGGGCGGUAGCCCUUGCCCUGGCUUCUCUCGGUUGACCAACGAUAAAACAACCGCCGCUCAGCGGAAGAACCAGUCGUUGGUAGCAGCUUUUGCGUCGUGCGUGGACCUGUACCGUCCACGGUACGGUCUCCUUGAGAACGUUCCGGGAAUCGUGCAAAAGACCGCUAAUCGAGACCAAGACGUGUUCAGUCAACUCAUUUGUGCUAUUGUAGGCUUGGGUUAUCAAGCACACUUUUUCUUUCUCGAUGCUUCUGCCUGCGGUUCGCCUCAGCGUCGUUCUCGCGUGUUCCUGGCUUUUGCUGCACCAGGCCACCGCUUACCUCACAAACCAUAUCAAACCCAUGCUCACCCGCAAAAUACUUCCAGACUUGCUCUAGGUAUUCUUCCCACGGGUGAACCUAUGGCUGAGCGUGCUAUGCCGGCUGCCACGCCAUUUGACUUUGUGUCUGCAAGUGCUUCCACUGCCGACCUACCCCCUAUCUAUGAUUCAAAACCGGAUAUAUGCGUGCCAUACCCCGACCAUAGGGUGUCUGUAGGCAUAACGCCUCUAAUGCGAAGUAGAAUUCACCUCAUCCCGACUCAACCCUGGGGUAUGAACUACGCACAAGCUUGGUACGGUCGUGACCUGAAAAAGGCUGGUUCAGGCGUCAUGACGCCAAGUGAGCGUCUAGCAUUCCCUGAGCGCACCGAUCAGGGUUUAGGACGAGCAAACCCAAACUCGAAUGCAUAUGGUCGACAACGACCCGACCAUCUCUUUGUGACAAUCGUCAAGACCCAAAGUCCGGACGAUGCGAAGAACGGUCGAACAUUACACUGGCGUGAGCCUCGCGCUUUAACCAUCAUGGAGGCACGACGAGCACAGGGGUUCAGAGACGAUGAAGUCCUGUUGGGUAUCCCAAGUGACCAAUACAAGAUUGUCGGCAACAGCGUUGCGCGUGAGGUCGCGGUCAGCUUGGGUGCUGUAUUCUGCGAGGCAUGGAUUCAGAGCCUCGCAGACGAGCAUCACGUACAGGGUGGUGAUCAUGCCUCCACUGCUGUAGUUCCUUCUGUGGCGCCGGCUCGUAUGGGUGUCGAGAUUUCCCCUAUCACCAAUAUCAGGAGACUUGAGUCCGAGUCAGCCUCUGUCGAAAGCACCCCACGGUCUCGAAAAUCCAGAAGUGAAUCUCGAGUCAAUCAAGUUUCGUCUACACCGAGCUCGACUCCUCCUACUCCUCUUCAACCGUCUACUAAGCAUAGCCGUAUCGCUGUCAAUAUUCGCGGAUCGAAAUCUCUCAGGACAGACGAAUACAACAGCCCUAGCAGGGCCACGUCUACGGCAUCCAGUCGUUCCAAAUCAAGUAGGUUACGGCAUAGCACCACGGGUGAAUAGUUUUGUAUAAACGAAUAUCGGAGCUCAGAAGACUACAUAUAGAAGGAUGUCUUGACAUGCGAACCUGUACUUCGAAUUUUGAGACCUGUGGGCAUCACAAAAUGGGGGGUCUCUCAUGUAGACCAGCUACCUGUCACAGCUAGCUUUGUGGCU
Messenger RNA from Fusarium odoratissimum NRRL 54006, 4164 nucleotides. Its product is annotated as DNA (cytosine-5-)-methyltransferase. The transcript has 2 exons. Gene Ontology annotation, cellular component: nucleus. The record is from RefSeq and is a predicted model, not a curated record. Gene Ontology annotation, molecular function: chromatin binding; methyltransferase activity. The coding region runs from base 1 to 4011 and encodes 1336 amino acids. Lineage: Eukaryota; Fungi; Ascomycota; Sordariomycetes; Hypocreales; Nectriaceae.